GGUCCCCCUUUCUUUUAUAGAGUCGGUUCUGAAUUGAGAUAAUCUCAUCCCAGUGAAAAAGCCCCCCCUUGCCUGAGCAGCUGGACUCUCUCUGCUCUCACAAGCAGAGCCUCCUCCUCCUCCCUCCUCCCUUGUCUAGUUUCGGCAACCAAAUAUUCCAAUAUUAUUAAAGAAAGACACCAAGCAGCGUGCUAUGGGAGUGGAUUUAACAAGUCUUUUUGGAGCAAGGAGAAACAGCAGAGGUGAGAUGACACCCCUCACAAGGCAAUAGCUCUGACAGCCUGUGCAUCAGCUUGGGUUUGCUUCACUCCCCAAGGACUCCACAAGAAUCUCUGUUUUUUUCUUUUUCCCUUUUUUUUUGGUGACAUCUGUACCAAGUCAAAAAAAAAAAAAAAAAGCCAGUCUCCUGUGAGCGAGCCAAGUCUUUACUGAGAUUCCAGAACCAAGCACUUGAGUUUUUUUUCUUCACUCUCAUUGCCUGGAGCUGUACCAGCAGCCUCACAUCACACUGCUUUGCAAGUUGGCAGCUCUUCUCACUUUGAGUCAAGAUGAAUGAUGUUGAUGAGGCCACCUCCCCUGCGACCAGCCUAAGCGGCCCGGCUACAUGUGUCUCCAAAGUGGAACUGCGUGUGUCUUGCAAAUCCCUCCUGGAUCGAGACACUCUGAAUAAGUCUGACCCCUGCGUUGUACUAAUGGUUCAGAACAAUGGGCAGUGGAUAGAGCUGGACAGGACAGAAGUGAUCAAGAGCAACUUGCAUCCAAUUUUUGGGAAGGUUUUCUCUCUGGAUUACUACUUUGAAGAGGUUCAGAAGCUGCGGUUUGAAGUCUAUGACAUCCAUGGCACUCACAGUAUUGGGACUCGUGACGAUGACUUUCUUGGGGGAAUGGAGUGCACUCUUGGACAGAUUGUAGCCCAAAAGAAGAUGGUGAAACCUUUGUUGCUGAAAUACGGGAAAUAUGCUGGCAAAUCUACUAUCACAGUGCACGCUGAAGAAAUUUCUGGCAAUAAUGGCUAUGUGGAGCUCUUUUUCUGUGCCAAGAAGCUUGAUGAUAAGGACCUCUUUAGCAAGUCAGACCCUUUUUUGGAAAUAUUUAAAAUCAAUGAUGAUGGAACCGAGCAGCUCGUCCACAGAACUGAGGUAAUCAAAAACAACCUGAAUCCAGUGUGGGAGCCAUUCAAAGUCUCGCUCAUGUCUCUGUGCAGCUGUAAUGAGGACCGGAAGCUCAAGUGCCUAGUGUGGGAUUAUGACUCCAGAGGGAAGCACGAUUUCAUCGGCGAGUUCUACGCCACUUUCAGGGAAAUGCAGAAAAUUUCCAGUGGAAAUAAGGUGACAUGGGACUGUGUGAACCCCAAAUACAAGCAGAAGAAGAGGAAUUAUAAAAAUUCAGGGGUUGUCAUCCUCAACGACCUCAAGCUCCACAGAGUGUACUCCUUCUUAGAUUACAUCAUGGGAGGAUGCCAGAUUCAUUUUACGGUUGCUAUUGACUUCACAGCCUCCAACGGAGACCCAAGGAACAGCUGCUCAUUGCACUACAUCAACCCCUACCAGCCUAACGAGUACCUGAAGGCGCUGAUAGCCGUUGGUGAGAUCUGUCAAGACUAUGACAGUGAUAAGAGAUUUUCAGCUUUGGGAUUUGGUGCCAGAAUUCCUCCAAAUUAUGAGGUAUCACAUGAUUUUGCGAUCAAUUUCAACCCAGAGGAUGAUGAAUGUGAAGAGAUCCAGGGCGUGGUUGAGGCUUACCAGAACUGCCUUCCAAAAAUCCAACUCUAUGGUCCCACAAAUGUUGCUCCCAUCAUUAACAGAAUAGCCAAGGUGGCAGCAGGCGAUGGCAACAUCAAGGAUGCUUCUUGUUACCACAUCCUGCUCAUCCUCACUGAUGGUGUGGUGACAGACAUGGCAGACACACGUGAGGCAAUUGUUCGAGCCUCCUACCAGCCUCUCUCCAUUAUCAUCGUUGGUGUGGGGAAUGCCGACUUCACAGACAUGCAGAUUUUGGAUGGUGAUGACGGAGUGCUCCGCUCACCAAAGGGCGAGCCGGUUCUAAGGGACAUUGUUCAGUUUGUGCCCUUUCGAGACUUCAAAACGGCUUCACCUGCAGCCUUGGCCAAGUGUGUUCUGGCAGAAGUGCCUGGCCAGGUAGUCGAGUACUUCAGCCAUAAGGCUAUCUCCCCUAUGAGUCCGAUGAGGGAAUUACUGAGCCCCAUCCUCAGCCCACUUGCCACCACUCCAACAGAAUAACUGCCUGCCCUGCUUUUGUGACCAAGCUUUUGAGCCUACUGCCAGUCCAGUGGACUGAAAGUGGGAGAGGAUGUAUGCCUCACUUCUUUGGACAAGCACUGAAGAGAAAAUCCCUGUAAAUGUGUCGUUACUGAUUUCAUUUUUCACUCGAAGCAAAAAUGUUUACACAGCGAUGGGAUUGCAGAGAUUGUUAGGUGUCUUUUUGCGCUCAGUGUCGAUUCAGCACGUCCCCCCUUCAGCCGGAUUCUCUAGAUAGUUCAGCAUCUCGUAGAGAAUGAGGUCUUAAAGCUCCCCUUACCCAUUCAUUUUUGAUGCACACCAAUUUGCUUUGUGCUGAUCUACUGAUUUGACGCAGGUUUAUUUUUGAAGAUUUGGCACUUCACCUACAUAUUACUUCUCCCUCUCGUUAUGGAAAUUGUACCGAUAAUUUCUAAGUAUGCUGCAAUUAGAUUGUUUGAGCUCACAUAAUUUAGUCAAGACAAUUUAAUUACAGAGAUGCCACAAGUUAAUGAUCAGACCUAAAAAUAUAAUCACAUAUCCCCUUCCUGUCAGAAUCUUUCUGUCUAAGGGAAUGGCCUUUUUUUAGACGCAACUUGUCUAAAUCCUUUUUAAUCAUCACCUCAAAGCCAACAUAAAGGAGUUCAUGGCUGUAAAUUUGUAGUUAAAUGUGUCAGAUGUCACUGAUUCCUAAAACUUAAAUGGAACGCUUCUGCUUUUGUUAUAAAAUAAUAGCCUGACUUUGCAAACUGCUGUGCCUGACUGCUUUCCCACUCAACAGCAGAGGCAAACAGGGGGUUGAUUGCAAUAUGUGAGGGCUGUGGAAAAAGAAACUGCAGUCUGUUCAACAAUAUUAUUUAAAUAACACUGAUGAAUCGGUGCCAAGGUAAUCAGUGGAGUAAAAAGAGACACAUCUUGUGUGCAGAUCAUCAUGUCACCCUUCUAUUACUCUCAUACUGCCACCAGUCUGCACCGUUUUUUAUGUAGCUGGAGGCUAAGAAGUUUUGAGCUACAAAACAAAGCAAACAAAAAAAAAGAAGCUGAAACAACGAAAAUCUAUGAUAAGUGAUUCAUUUCCAGUCCUUUGUCGAGUGGCAAUGGUGUAAGCAGUGAAAAUCAUGCCUCAUGUAAGUCCCUCAACCAGCCAUCAUGCAGGUGAAGCCGCUUGUUCUUUCUGCUGUAAAUUUAAUUUCUGUAGAUAUUCUGAAUUUUUAUGUUUAUUGCUUUUAUAUGCAAAACAAUUGUAUGAGGUAUUUUACGAGACCUUCGUUCUGGGAGAAGAUUAAAAAACAAGGGGAAAGCACAGUUCAUGCUGUAACAAACAUGGCAAACAUUGAACCACAUUUACAUUAGACUUUUUCAGUGGGAUUGUUGUCAUAUUUCCCAUUUUUUCUUAGAACCAAAUGACAACUAAAACUUUUCCCAAGAACAUAAUGCUCUGUAAAUACAUUCAUUUUCAAGUAUCUCUUGACUGAAGGAUGUCUGUGUACUAGUGAAUAAAUAGAGAUAUCCUGGAUUGGGCUCUUCUGUCUGUGUAACAUAAGCCAGAAAUAUCUAUACUGCUCUUUUAUAUUGUAUAAAUUUAAGUGAAUGUUGGCAUCUAAGUUAACUAGUGCAGAGAUUUUGUUUUUGAACUAUACUUAACUGCAUUUUUUACAGAAUGUGGGCAAAGACUACAAAAACAAGAAAGAAAAAGCCAAGUAAAAUGUUUCUAUUGCAACGUUCUCAAAGCCCAGACAGCUAUUUAAAUGUGUGUCACUGCUUAAGUGGAAACCAAAACCUUUUUUUUUUCUUCUGGCACAAAUAUUUCCUGAAAACAAAAUGUAUAAAUGACCACUUUUUUAAUUUUGUAUUAACAUUUACAAAUAUUAAUUGAAAGAGGACAAUGAUGACAUAAAUUUUCUGUUGCUUGAUUUUUCUUGCACUCUAUUAUGGUAUAUGCAAAAUUAUUUAUUGUAGUGCAAAGUAUAAAAGAAUAUAUAAUUCUCAAACCUUUAAGAUGAGAAUGAACAUCUUUUUAAGAAUUCCAACGGCUCUUUGUUUAGCACAACCCAAUUUUAGUUUUCUGUUAUAAAUCUAGCAGUUUACUAAUUCAUCUAAACCUACAAUAAAAUACAAACUGCUCUUGUAACUCAGUUUGUUACAUAUAAAAUUUCCUUUGUACUACAAGCGACUUUGGACUAUAACCAAGACACUUGACGCUUUCACUGCCAGUAAACACACAGGAAAAGUAUCAUGUUUACCAUCAGCUGCAAACCUUUCUAUGACUGUGAGUUUUCCUCUGGUCUUUCCCGGCCCAAACAUUGACCCUUACUGACUGCACCAAAACACAGCUGCCUCUGCUGUCUAAACCCCUUCAACGAUCCACUGAGGAAAGUUCCUCACUGAAGUCUAUUGAUUUAGCAGACCUACAUUGGAAGCCAUAUAGUGUUUCACAAACAUAAAUAUUCCUGGAAGGAGACUUGUUUCAUCUGAGCUCAGGCCCACAUUUGAGCUGAGCAGGAAUGACCCAAGAACAAAAAUCACUAAUCUGACACCCUGCCUGGGUCAGUAUUUUGUUAAUAUGUACUGUACAUUACUUCCCUUUAAACAUUUACAAUGCAAACCCGUGCAAACUCAAUACUGUUAUAACAACAAAAAUGCAAUUUAUAAUUCAGUUUCAUGCAAUUUCUUAAUUUGGUUGCAAGCAUUAUUUAAACAUCUGCAAGUAUUCAUUUAGGGGGGGAAAACUCAUUUAAGCAGUCAGUGUCUAAAGAGCAUUAGCACCCUGUGUGCACAUUGUGCCUUGCACUGUUUCAUCAUGUCACCCAUCUAUCAUUCAUAUUGCUUUACCAACUUGCCUCAGGUCAGAAUCUGCAGCUGCUCAAAAUGUCCAUUAUUUUACUGAUUUAGAAUUUUUUCACAAGAUCUGAUUGCUAAACUGAGGGAUCUCUGACUUUAAAGCAUUUAAAAUUGUUUUUCUAUGUCAAUCUAACAAUCCUACAUUUUACAUAAUAAUAAUAAUAAUAAUAGGCAUAAUCUCCUUUAAAUUUGAUCUUUAACAAAAAAUACUUUUUUCAGCUAAUUUCAGUGCUUUUUUACCCCAAACGUUCAAGUCUUCACACUUGUUUCUAUGCUAAAUGAACAAUAUAUUGGUGAUUUAUAAAAUCCAUAAAUAAUUAAUCUAAUUAACUGAAACUUUAAUGCAUUUAAUGCAAUUAAAUAACAAAUGCAUCUUUUUCUCCAGUGUAAUCUAGUGUUUUCUAGUGCAAUUUAAAAUAAGUAACUGCAAUUAUUGUCAGAGCCUAUCCUUGGUGCCAUAGCAGUGCAAGAAAAAGUAAGCUAAAAACACAGUGGAGUCCAUAGUUCAUGAGACCAUUUUAUUAAAAAAAAAAGAAGAAUCCACUGAGAUACUUAUUGUUGCUCAUCCUUUUAUGCGUGACAUCCUUUUUCAAGGUUUUCCACUAACUUUUGUGCACACAGGUUCCCUCUGUAUUUCUGUUGGGCCAUUCAUUGGUAACCAAAAUGAGGCUGUAAGUCAAUACCCCUUUAUGCAUCUGGCAUAGCCGCAAGCUGUGUGGGUAAAAAAGAAGCCCAUGCAUCGUUUGACUUCUUCUAACAGAAGAAUGGGAUUUAUUGCAUGCUUAUUUUGAUUGUUAAGCUGUGCUGUGCAGUCACUCCUUUGGAUUUUAUGAUAUGCUAAUAUGCACGCCUGCAUUUGCACAAAACUCUGCUCCUGUAGUUUCAGCUUUCUGUCUUGCAAUGGGGUAAAUAAAUCUUAUCAUUAAACUUAAA
Molecule: messenger RNA, 6011 nt
Organism: Oryzias latipes (Japanese medaka)
Lineage: Eukaryota; Metazoa; Chordata; Actinopteri; Beloniformes; Adrianichthyidae
Gene: cpne7
Product: copine VII
Biological process (GO): cellular response to calcium ion
Cellular component (GO): plasma membrane
Molecular function (GO): calcium-dependent phospholipid binding
Source: RefSeq, a predicted model, not a curated record